Messenger RNA from Didymodactylos carnosus, 1260 nucleotides. The record is from the annotation of a GenBank genome assembly. NCBI's taxonomy places the organism in Eukaryota, Metazoa, Rotifera, Eurotatoria, Philodinida, Philodinidae.
AUGAAAAGUGUUGUUGCAUCACCAACACGUCUUUCCUCUUUCUACUUUAGUCCAUCUGAAUCAACUCCAUCGUUUAAAAUUCAAAAUUGUAAAACGUUGGCUUAUAUUAUUGGUACAUUUAUCUAUUUAAUUAUUGGUGCAACAAUAUUUGAUAAAUUAGAAUCAAAACAUGAAGAUGUUCUACGUGAUAAGUAUGAAAAAAAUGUAAGUCCGUUUCAACGACAACACAACAUGUCUAAAAGUGAUUUUGAUCGUUUAACAACGAUUAUAUUAAAAAAUUACCAAUAUAAGAGAAAACAAUGGCAAUUUUUUGGAUCUUUCUAUUAUUCAACGGUUGUUUUGACAUUGGUUGGUUAUGGACAUGCUACACCAGCAACACGAUCGGGAAAAGCUGUGACGAUAGGUAAGAGUAACAAUUAUUCAACAACUAACUAUUAUUAUAAAGAAUUUAUUUUCUUCAUAGCUUAUGCUUUGAUUGGUAUUCCCAUGUCAUUAAUUAUGUUUCAAUCUGUUGGUGAACGUUUAAAUUCAUUAAUAACUUAUUGUCUUAAACGUCUAAAACGUCGGUUUAAAAAACGUGAACAUGUCACUGAUAUGGAACUAUUAACAUGUGAAGCAUUAUUGAGUGUAUUGACACUGUUAACUGGAUCAUACAUCUUUUGUUUGUAUGAACCAUGGGGUUGUUUCAAUUCAUCCUAUUACUGUCUACUAACACUAACCACAAUUGGAUUUGGUGAUUUUGUUCCACUACAAGACAAGAGUUAUAACGAAUAUCCAUGGCCGUACAAAAUUUUUACUAUUGGUUUUAUUCUCAGCGGUCUAACAAUUCUCGCUUCGUCAUCAAACUUACUUGUGUUAAAAAUGGUUGAAACAGAUACAAAUAGAAUUAAAAAUGAACAAAGUUUGGCACAAGAAAGAAGUAAACAUGCCGUACAUGUUGUCGGCGAUGUUAUUAGCGCAAAUGGACGUUUAAUAGCACUUGGAGAAACACCACCCGAGAGUAUGACACAAAUAUCAGAAAGUAUAUCGUUGUGUUCGUGUACAUGGAAUCAACCGUGUGCCCAACGUCAAUUUUGUUGUUUUAUUCUGAGAAAGCGUGGCAAAGUUACAGAAGAGAUAUAUCAACGUUCAUCACCCAGAAAAAAACAGCAUUCAAAUGAAACGCUUAAUCGUAUAAAAGAAGGAUCAUCGGUUAAUACAUUAACGAGAUCUUAUUUGGCUCUAGAUCAUGUUCGAUUACAAAAAAGAAAUUCUGUUUGA